This is a messenger RNA of Nothobranchius furzeri (turquoise killifish), 2151 nucleotides long. RefSeq names its product pescadillo (gene pes1). Gene Ontology annotation, molecular function: RNA binding. The record is from RefSeq and is a predicted model, not a curated record. Gene Ontology annotation, biological process: ribosome biogenesis; maturation of LSU-rRNA from tricistronic rRNA transcript (SSU-rRNA, 5.8S rRNA, LSU-rRNA). NCBI's taxonomy places the organism in Eukaryota, Metazoa, Chordata, Actinopteri, Cyprinodontiformes, Nothobranchiidae. Gene Ontology annotation, cellular component: nucleolus; PeBoW complex.
UCAUUUCUGCUCCGAAUCUGCGCAACUGCGCAUGUCAAACAACACGUGCCGCUGAAGUGGCUAAUGUGGGGUUGUUUUCACUUGGCCACUAACAUUUUUCUUUAAACGUGUGCAGCAGAGCGACGCGAGUCUUUUAAAAUGGGAGGUCUACAAAAGAAAAAGUUUGAGAGGGGAGCUGCCACGAACUACAUCACAAGAAACAGUGCACGCAAGAAGCUGCAGCUGAGCCUCCCAGACUUCAGGCGACUUUGCAUCCUUAAAGGCGUCUACCCUCAUGAGCCAAAACACAAAAAGAAGGUGAACAAGGGCUCCACUGCUCCAAGGACCUUCUACCUGCUCAAAGACAUUCGCUUCCUGCUGCACGAGCCCGUCGUGCACAAGUUUAGAGAAUAUAAGAUAUUUGUCCGCAAACUAAAGCGAGCUUAUGGGAAAACAGAGUGGUCUGCAGUGGAACGGCUGAAGGAGAACAAGCCCACUUAUAAGUUGGAUCACAUCGUUAAAGAAAGGUACCCCACAUUCAUCGAUGCCCUCCGUGACAUCGACGACGCCCUCUGCAUGUGCUUCCUCUUCUCCACCUUUGCCAGAACAGGAAAAUGUCACGUGCAAACAAUUCAGCUGUGCAGGCGCCUCACUGUGGAGUGGAUGAACUAUGUGAUCACCUCUCGUGCUCUCAGAAAGGUGUUCCUCUCCAUCAAGGGAAUUUAUUAUCAGGCUGAGGUGAUGGGACAGCUCAUUACAUGGCUCGUGCCGUAUCAGUUCUCCCAUGAUCACCCGACAGAUGUGGACUACAGAGUCAUGGCUACUUUCACAGAGUUGUACACAACCCUUCUGGGGUUCAUCAACUUCAAACUCUACCAUUCUCUCAACCUGGUCUACCCUCCAAAGAUGGAUAUUAAAGCAGAAUCAGAGCUUAAAGAGGAGUUUGAGGAGGAUUACGCCAUGAAUUCAGAAAGCUACACAGAGAAACUGUCAGCUCUGAGUGGCAGCCUGGCUCGUGUGGUUUCCACCGAAGAGGAGGAGGAGGCUAAACUCGACCAGUUUCCUGCUGAAGGGGAGGACGUGGAGAAGAUGGAGGCCAGAGAGAAGGAACAGAAACAGCUGGAAGCUCAGAAGAAGCUGUUUGACGGUCUGAAGAUCUUCCUGAACAGAGAAGUUCCCAGAGAGUCGCUGGCUUUUAUUAUCCGGUGUUUUGGUGGCCAGGUGUCCUGGGACAAGUCUGUUAGCAUUGGGAGCACGUUUGACGUGACAGAUGAGACCAUCACACACCAGAUUGUUGACAGACCCAAUUUUGACAAACAGUACAUCAACAGGUAUUAUGUCCAGCCCCAGUGGGUGUACGACUGCGUCAACGCCAAAAUCCUCCUGCCCGUGGAGGACUAUUUCCUUGGGGUGACUCUUCCCCCUCACCUGUCUCCUUUUGUGGAGGAGAAGGAAGGGGACUAUGUUCCCCCAGAGAAGCUGAGGAUCAUGGCCCUACAGCGAGGAGAAAAACCUGCUCAAGAACAAGAGGAUGAUGAUGAGGAGGAAGAGGAAGACGACGACGAAGAGGAGGAGGAGGAAGGUGGUGAUGAUGAAGUUGAUGAAGAGGAAAAAGCAGAAGAAAAGAAUCUCAAAAAGAUGGAGGAGCAAAAAUCUCAGGGCAAGUCCCUGCAGGUUAAAGUCACACCUGGAAAAGUGAGGGCAGAGAAUCCGGCCCGCCUGGAGCAGGAGGAAAAGGCAGAGGAGAAACGUCUCGCUAUUAUGAUGAUGAAGAAAAAAGAAAAAUACCUCUACGACAAGAUCAUGUUCGGGAAAAAGAGAAAAGUCAGAGAGGCCAACAAACUGGCAGCCAAGAGGAAAGCACACGAUGAUGCUGAGAAAACAAAGAAGAAGAAGGCUAGAAAAUAACUUCUCGUGACGCUCGUUUCGAACGGACUCUGUGUUGAAUGGUUACAGGCUGAUGUGAUAAACCCUGCGACUGCACCGGAGAACCCUGCUCGGUGCAUGAACGCUGCAUAUUUUAACACAGAAAAGCAGGAUUCUGCAUAUUUGUGUAAUUGAUGUAAAAAUAGCUCCCUUCAUUUUUGUUCUGCAUCAUUUAAAGUCUUCAUUUUAAUUUCUGUGCUUUAAAAUCUUUUGCAUUUUUAAAUAAAAAGAUGAUGUAUUAAGUUA